Boeremia exigua is the source of this 1387-nucleotide messenger RNA. RefSeq names its product chaperonin 10-like protein. The record is from RefSeq and is a predicted model, not a curated record. The transcript has 4 exons. NCBI's taxonomy places the organism in Eukaryota, Fungi, Ascomycota, Dothideomycetes, Pleosporales, Didymellaceae. Bases 121 to 1368 code for a protein of 415 amino acids. Gene Ontology annotation, molecular function: oxidoreductase activity; zinc ion binding.
ACCCUAUCAUCUUUACUAUCCUAGACAGACUUUCCUAAAUAACGAAGAGAAAGCAGCUUCGUGCCCCAACACCAAUAACAUUGCUUAACACCACAGGCCUUUUAAUCUCAAACUUUGAUCAUGACAGAAGUUUCGGAACCGAUUCGCACAACGGCGUACAAGCCGCAUCCUACUGAGAAGAUGAAGGCAGCUGUCUGGACCGGUAAAAAGUCGAUCAAACUGGACACUGUCCCUAAACCCACUAUCACCGCGCCUAAAGAUGUCAUUGUACACAUCACUCAUUGCACCAUAUGCGGCUCGGAUCUGCACAUGUACGCUGGCGACAUGAACCAAGUGAUGGAGAAAGGCUUGAUCAUGGGCCAUGAAGCCAUCGGUAUCGUCGAGGAUGUCGGCCCUGAGGUCAACAAGCUAAAAGCUGGGGACCGGGUGAUCAUCUUGCCGGUCAUUGCUUGUGGCGAGUGCUUCUACUGCGAGCGCAAAGAGUACUCUCUUUGCGAUCGGACCAACCCAUCCAAGGAGAUGGAACAGAUGUACGGACAUCGGCUGUCAGGCAUCUUCGGCUAUUCCAUGGUCACUGGAGGAUACCCUGGCAACCAAGCGGAAUACUGUCGCGUCCCCAACGCAGAUUUGGUAUGUGUCAAAGCUCCAAAGGAGACGCCAGCUGAAAAGCUGCUCGGUCUUGCGGAUGUGACACCUACCGCCUGGCACGGCUGCGAGCUGGCAGAAGUAGGUCAAAAUGAUGUCGUUGGCGUAUGGGGCUGCGGCGCAAUCGGUCUUUCAAUCCAGCGCUUGGCGAAGCUGCGUGGAGCGCGAAAGGUUUACGCGGUCGAUAAGGAUACCCAUCGCCUCAGUAUCGCAGCGUCAUUCGGCAUGAUUCCCGUCGAUUUAAACGAACACGGCGACCCGGCAGAGUACAUCUUGUCCCGCGAGCCACAUGGUCUGGACCGCGGUAUCGAAGCAAGUGGAUUCAGAAGUACAAACUCGAUUGCUCACGCGACUAUGAAAUCUCUGGGCCUCGAGGGCGAUAGCUCGGACACUGUGAGCGAGGUGAUUAAAGCAACGCGUAAGGGAGGAAAUGUCGCUCUGAUUGGCGACUUUUUUUAUUCAACCAACAACUUCCCUAUUGGAAUGUUGAUGGAAAAGGCAAUUACCCUGCGCGGAGGGCAGCUCUACGCUGAAAAGUACUUCCCAUUUCUUCUAGAUCUGGUUACUGAGGGCAAAUACGAUCCCUCGUUCCUGUUUGGACACAAAGAUGACUUCGAAAACGUAGCUCAGGGCUACGAGAAUUUUCACAACCACCAGGUACCUGGAGGUCUAAAGGUUUGCCUUGAGACUGCUUUCGGGAGAACUCUCAGUGCUAGUCAUUAGUACUCCAUGUAGAAUGCCG